Molecule: messenger RNA, 1005 nt
Organism: Pelobates fuscus (common spadefoot toad)
Lineage: Eukaryota; Metazoa; Chordata; Amphibia; Anura; Pelobatidae
Product: uridylate-specific endoribonuclease D-like
Exons: 7
Coding region: 41-967 (308 amino acids)
Molecular function (GO): RNA endonuclease activity
Source: RefSeq, a predicted model, not a curated record
UUGCUGCAAAAAGACACUGAUCCUGGGGAGAAACGUCAACAUGAAGACAUCAUUUGUUGCCCUGUGGCUGUUACCCUGUAUGAUAUAUGGGGCUCACGUGCCUGUACCAAUAGAAACCAAAAACGUCGCUACUGUAUUUGCGGCCACCAAUGCUGAAAUUACAUCUCUCUCUGAGCAAUUGUACUCUUCGGAUGUGAACAAAGCUGCAUCUAGUGACAUAACCCUGAAUCUUCAGUACAAAGCAAGCAGCUCACAGACCUCCUCAGGAACAGACUUUGCAAGCCAAAAGCUUUUUAGCUAUGUGAAUGAAGCCAAACUGUUUGCCCGCCCAACCUUUGCCAGAUUCAAAGCUUUGCUUGACAAUUAUAUAACGAUAACAGGAACUGCAGAGUCAGUGCCCACAGCAGAAGUGCAGGAACAAACAGCGUUCUUAGAUGAGGUCUUCAAAACCACUCUCAUGUCCAAGCUAACCUCUUUCUUAAUCUCCAAAGGUUACUAUACAUCAGAAGCUAGCUUUAAGUCUGACCUAAAGGAGAUGUGGUUUGGUCUUUACACCCGUACCAAGGGCCCAUUGGAUUCUUCUGGUUUUGAACACGCUUUUCAUGGUGAGAUCCAUAACGGGAAGAUAUCUGGAUUCCACAACUGGGUGCAACUGUAUCUACAGGAGAAAUCAGGCCAACUCAACUAUUUGAGUUACAGCGUUGAUGGACCAUGGACCACUUAUCCUGACGUAUAUGGACUACAAAUCAGAUGGUCUUCCUAUCUAAAAACACUGAGCUCCAUGUUCAUUGGAAGUAGUCCAGAGUUUGAGUUGGCAAUCUACACUCUCUGCUAUGUAACCCGUCCUGAUGCUUUGUGCACUGUCAGCCUGGGUGGCAAAACACUGCAACUUCAAACCUACACCUGGGCCAAUUCAACCUAUGGAAGUGGCAAAAGAUAUGUUGCAUCUUCUUACCCUGUCGUUUAGUGAAAGCAGCAUGAUUUUAAUAAACAUAUAAACUUGCA